Messenger RNA from Eucalyptus grandis, 2526 nucleotides. Its product is annotated as protein SIEVE ELEMENT OCCLUSION B. Gene Ontology annotation, biological process: phloem development. NCBI's taxonomy places the organism in Eukaryota, Viridiplantae, Streptophyta, Magnoliopsida, Myrtales, Myrtaceae. The transcript is spliced from 7 exons. The record is from RefSeq and is a predicted model, not a curated record. The coding region runs from base 94 to 1587 and encodes 497 amino acids.
CAAGCCUUCCUCCUCCACUUCACUCCCUCCCUCAAGACCCUAAAUUUUCUCUGCUUUCUCUCGUUCUUUCUUCCUUUUCCCUGCGCCUGAAAAAUGGCCGGAAAAAAUAGGUUCAUGGCCAGCUUACUUGCCCUCCUCGACGAUGACAAGUUCAUGAGAGAUGUCGUGAGCAAGCCAUGCUCUGCGACAGAACAAGUUAAUGUCAGGUGUUACUUGAAUCUUGUCGAGAAAAUCCUCAGCCAAGCCAUAGCCAUUGUGGAUGACGUUGCUAAGAACACUCCGCCAAAGGGUGACCAAUGCCAAAGCAAAAGCUCAACCUCACUUUCGUUAGAACCUUCUCUUCCUUUGUCAUCCACCAUCAAUGAACUAUGCUAUCAGAUUACUUGCAAGGCCCGCAACAACGAUGUAUACCAAACAAUGGCUUCUCUUUUCAACAUGUUGUCAUCCUUUUCAUGGGAUGCCAAGGCUGUGCUGACACUCUUAGCUUUAUCGGUGUACUAUGCCGAGCAUUGGCGUCUCGCUCAAAUUGAAGAGUCAGAUGACCUUCUAAGCUUAACGGCGAUGUUGAGAGGGUCACAUGCGAUUGGUAAGUCCUCCGACACACAGCGGAUCAAGGCUUUUGUGGCGCUGAAUAAUCUGAUCAAGUUGGCUUUGGAGUUCACCAAGUGCGCAGUUGAGUUUGUGAGCUACUCCAAAGAUUUUGGAGAAAUUUCAGCAUCAGUCGACAUAUCAGGCCAUUUUUAUUACAUCAUUGUCAUCAUACUUGGCUGUUCAGUUCAGUUCAGUGGCUUGAUCAGCAUGAGCAAUGAGUUCCUAGGGCAAGAUCUGUGGACCUUCUUGGAGCGUGUCACAACGAAAUAUGAAUCCUUCAAGAAAGAAGUGGAAAAUCUGAGAGAAAAGCACGUGGAGCAAAUUUCAUAUCAGAAGAUUAAGAAACUUUUCAAACAUUGUACUGAUAUUGUGGAGCUUAUGGCCGCACUUUUUUGCACCAAGAACGAUUUUUCGACAGUUUAUCAAUGUUGCAAGAGGACAACGGUAACGGUAGAGAAGUUCAAGGAUAAGAACGUGAUGCUGCUUAUUUCGGACUUGAACUUGUCGGUCGAAGAUCUAGGAACCCUUACCAGCAUCUACAGUGAGUGCAACUUCCAAUGUAGUAAGUACAAAAUUAUGUGGGUUCCUAUUGUGGAGGAACAUAACGAGGUGAUGCAGAAGAAGUUCCUGGACAGGAGAUCUGAGAUGCGAUGGUACACAAGCAACUCCAUGGUCAGCAAGCCAGCAGCAAAGUUCAUCCGCAAGAAGUGGCAAUUUAGGCAGCAGACUAAGGUUGUAGUACUGAACAAACAGGGGAAGGUGGUAAACAUGGACGCGAUGGCGAUGAUACGCCUUUGGGGAAAAGAAGCCUUCCCAUUCACGAUGUCCAAGGGGAAGGAACUCUGGAACAGGCAAGGAAUCAACUGGUUAAAACUUGUGGUGAACAACAUGGUCUUCCCCGAUGUUGAACAAAGUCAGUUUGAAAGGGAGGAGCUCAUAUUCUUGUACGGCUCGGCUGAUGACCUCCAGACUGUCCAAAAAUUGAAAAAUACCUGAGCGAGAUCAACGGCUAUAUUGGCUCUUACAAGGUCAUCAACAUCAGCACCAAGAGGGAGCAAUUCCUUACCCGGCUCGAGAGCUGCCUGUCCUUGAAGAUGCAGGCCAGUUCGGAUGUCUAUGAUUCCCUUGCGCAGGAGCUGCUCGAGCUCUACACCAGCUACAAGCAGUUCGGUGGGUUCGCUGUCAUCGCGAGAGGGUCAAGGGUUGUCGUCAACACUCGUCUCAGGGAUUUCGAGACAGUGCUGUCGCAGCACCAGAUGUGGGUGAUUCCUGCACAGCCUUUUGAGGCCAUCUUCAAAAAGUACUACGAUGAGGUCGUCAGAAAGCCGCGCUGCCACCAUUUCUAUAUCCCCGGUGUACUCGGCAGCAUACCAGAGUGCAUCAAGUGUGCCAAGUGCUCUCGGUACAUGAAGACCGCCGUCAGCUUCGAGUGCUGCCAUAGUGACGAGCCGAUGAUGCCAUUUUGCCCAACCUCUUCGCUUGGCACUCAUGGAUUUCGAGACAGCGGAGUCGUAGCAACAGAGUCGUCAACAUGCCGGAAUGCUGUCGCAGCAACACCAGAGCUGGCAACAUACUGGAGUGCCAUCACCGCAUCAGAGUCGGCAACAUACCGGAGUUCUGUCGCAGCACCACCAGAGCCGGCAGCAUACUGGGGUGCAUCAGGUGUAUGAAGACUGCUGUCGCGUUCGACGGCUGCCACGGUGACCGGCCGAUGAGGCCAUCGUGCCCGACGCCUUUGUUUGGCGCUCCAGAAUAAACACACAUGUUUUGGUUGGUCGCGUUUUCACGGCAGAUGUUGCUUUUGAUUAGGAUUAGACUCUGCGCUAUGAAUAAAGGUUUCUUUGAUCCUUAACACGGUUGUGCUGGUUCUGGGUAGUACUUGAUGAUGUACUCUGCAUGCAGACACUGUGUGCUCCGAAUAAUUUUUUUUUAUGA